Paramecium octaurelia is the source of this 1511-nucleotide messenger RNA. The record is from the annotation of a GenBank genome assembly. Lineage: Eukaryota; Ciliophora; Oligohymenophorea; Peniculida; Parameciidae.
UUUUAAUUGAUGGAUUAAAAACCAGAAUAACAAGAGGAGGAAUAAGUUCAAAACAAAGCACAAUAAAAAUAAUAAUAAGGAAAACAAUAGCCUAAAGAAAAACAAUUGGCAGUCAAAAAUCCUAAAGGAACAAGGGAUUUCUUACCUCAAUAAAUGGUGAUAAGGAGACAAGCAUUUAAAAUAAUUACAGACGUAUUUGAGUAGCACGGAGCAGUUGAAAUUGACACCCCUGUUUUCGAGUUGAAAGAAACUCUGAUCGGUAAGUACGGUGAGGAAGGAGGAAAAUUGAUAUAUGACCUUCAAGACUAAGGAGGUGAAAUCCUAUCUUUAAGAUAUGAUCUAACAGUACCUUUUGCCAGAUACUUAGCCACCCACGGAUAUAAGAAGUUAAAAAGAUAUCACAUUGGAAAGGUGUAUAGAAGAGACAAUCCAUCAAUACAAUAAGGUAGAUUCCGUGAAUUCUUUUAGUGUGAUUUUGAUAUUGCUGGAGAGUACCAAUUUAAUUAUAAAUUAGGAAUGACCCCAUGGUGGCUGAUGCAGAAUUAAUUAAAAUAAUUGACUAGAUAUUUACUAAGUUGGAUUUAGGACCUUUUCAAAUUAAAAUAUCUAACAGAAAGUUAUUGGAUGCCAUGAUCUAAAUUGCUGGAAUACCUAAGACUUAAUUUAAGACAGUUUGCUCCAGCAUUGAUAAAUUAGAUAAAUAACCAUGGAAAGAGAUCAGACAAGAGUUGACUGAGAAGAAGGGAGUAACUGAAGAAUAAGCAGACAUCCUUAGCAAAAUGGUGUAAUUGAGAGGAGAACCUUUCUAAUUGAUUUAAUAACUCAAGGAAUAGAAGAUAUUUGAAUAAUAGGGAAAAGAAGCCUUAGAUGAAAUGGAAUUGCUUUUUAAUUUGUUGAAAUAUAUGAAUGGAUUAAAAAAUGUGAUUUUUGAUCUCUCCUUAGCAAGAGGACUUGACUAUUACACUGGAUUAAUCCAAGAAACUGUAUUAUUAGGAGGACAAUUAGGUUCAAUUUCUGGAGGGUACUAUAAUUUAUUUAUAAUUAUAUAGUGGUCGUUACGAUGAAUUAGUAGGCAUGUUUUCAAAAAACAGUAUCCCUUGCGUUGGUGCAUCAAUUGGAAUUGAGAGAAUUUUUGCUAUUUUAGAGGAUAAGUAUAAGAAGAGUGGAGUAGUUUUGCGUGAAAAUCAAUCAGAUUGUAUAGUUGCAACAAUCCCUUCUAAAAACAUUGAUAUGACUGCUGAGAAAUUCAAAAUCUAUGAUUUGUUAUGGUCUAAUGGUAUUAAAGCUGAUGUUUGCUAUAAAUUGAAUUGGAACUUGGGUAAGUAAUUAACUUAUGCAAAUGAUUAAUAAAUCCCAUAUGCAAUUGUCAUUGGAGAAGAUGAAGUCAAAUAAGAAGUUGUUAAAUUUAAGGAUUUCAUUGAGAAGAAAGAAGAGACUGUUAGUUUGAAGGAUCUAGUUUAGAUUAUUAAGUAGAGAGUUGGAAAGUGAAUAUAAUAAUAAAAAUUAGUGAG